AUGGCGGCCAUGUUUGUCUUUGUGUGCGGGGAGGUGGAGAACGACGCUAUCAGAAGAUGCUGGUUGUUGGUGGAAUGUUUGUUGGCAAACUGCGUGUUGGAUGGAUUUGUGUAUGACGAUGGGAAAUGGAAGUGGAUUAUUAGGUUGUGUCUGGGGUUCCCACUACGCAAGAAACAGUUUGAUUGUCGAUGCAGGGGGCAAUGCGCUGGAGAAGGUGCUGGUUGUUGGUGGAAUGUUUGUUGGCAAACUGUGUGUUGGAUGGAGUUGUGUAUGACGAUGGGAAAUGGCAUUGUUGAGAGUUUGGUGCCUGGUACACUUCCAUUUUUCAGAGCCAUAGCCCGGCUUCGCAGCGUUGUGGGCGUGGUUGCGUUUGUAAGGUGCUGGUUGUUGGUGGAAUGUUUGUUGGCAAACUGCGUGUUGGAUGGAGUUGUGUAUGACGAUGGGGAAUGUAAGCAAGAAACUGUGGGUUAUCGAUACAGACAGCAUUUGAUGGAGAUGCGGCACUGCGCUUGUAUAUGUGGUGCCUUUUGGUGUGGCAUGUUUUGUGAAUGCGCUCCCCGAGUUGAUGUUACUUUCAAGGGAACAAAGAGCAGUGAAGCUUUGGGUGGUGACUGGAGGUAUGUGGGAUUGGGGGUUGGGUGGUGUGGUGUGGCGAAGGCGAGCAUGGAUGUGUUGGCUGAUGUCACGAGUUUGUGGAGAGCAGAUGUUCGUUUGUGUGUGGCGGAGGCGGAGUGUGUCUGGAUUGUGGCGAUUGCAGAUGGCAUGGGUGAUGGAAUCGAGUAUUUAAUACGUUUCCACUUUUCUGAGGCGGAGGCGAGCUCUGCUGCCUGGCGGGCAUGGGUGCGACUGUUCGCAGACAGUAGAUGCUGGUUGUUGGCGGAAUGUUUGUUGGCCAACUGCGCUUUGGAUGGAGUUGUGUAUGACGAUGGGGAAUGUUUCUGCAGAGCAAAUGCUAGUUCGUCUGUGGGCGUGGAUGAUUGUAGUUGGCGCGGGGCGAUGACGUGCUGCUUGUUGGUGGAAUGUUUGUUGACAAACUGCGUGUUGGAUGGAGUUGUGUACGACGAUGGGGAGUACUAG
Eimeria maxima is the source of this 1077-nucleotide messenger RNA. RefSeq lists its product as hypothetical. Lineage: Eukaryota; Apicomplexa; Conoidasida; Eucoccidiorida; Eimeriidae. The record is from RefSeq and is a predicted model, not a curated record. Bases 1 to 1077 code for a protein of 358 amino acids. The transcript is spliced from 14 exons.